CUGAUAAAAGAUAAAAACCUUGGCUUAUAGUCUAUAAAAACAGACCUCUGUUUUCAUCCCAGGUCUUUGGUUUACAUUAUUUCAUAGAGGAAGUAAAGGUCCCACCAUGCCUGGCUUAAGCAAGGUUGAAGCUGCUGCUGGGGGUUGUCCUCCGGACUUCUCCGCCAAGCUCACCAAGCAGGUCGUUGUUUGUUCCAUAAUUGCAGCCGUUGGUGGUCUCAUGUUUGGCUAUGAUAUUGGCAUAUCCGGAGGAGUAACGUCAAUGGAUAGUUUCUUGAAGAAGUUCUUCCCUACUGUUUUUGUCAAGAAACACCAAGCCAAGGCCAAUAACUACUGCAAAUACAAUAAUCAGUAUCUUCAGCUUUUCACAUCUUCUCUCUACUUUGCAGGCAUUGUGGCUAGCUUUUUUGCUUCCCUAGUUAGCAAGAAGUAUGGCCGGAAACCCACCAUCCAAAUUGCCUCUAUCUUCUUUCUUAUUGGAGCCGUUUUGAAUGCUGCUGCUCAGAAUCUUCCCAUGUUGAUCAUUGGAAGGAUGCUUCUGGGUGCUGGUGUAGGAUUUGGUAACCAGGCAGUUCCAUUGUUCAUAUCAGAAAUUGCACCUCCGAGGUAUAGAGGAGGCCUUAACAUUUGUUUCCAGUUGAUGAUCACAUUUGGCGUUCUAAUUGCUAAUAUUAUUAAUUAUGGUACUUCAAAGCUGCACCCAUAUGGUUGGAGGAUAUCACUGGGUGGAGCUGCAGGGCCUGCUAUAAUUCUUCUCUUUGGCUCUUUUAUCAUUGUGGAGACUCCAACGAGCCUUGUAGAGCGAGGAAGAAAAGAAAAAGGCUUAUCUAUUCUGAGGAAGAUCAGAGGUGUUGAUGAUGUUGAUGAAGAAUAUGCAGAAAUUUUGAGUGCUGUUGAAUUGGCUAAUCAAUAUAAACACCCCUACAGGAACCUCGUGAGUCGAUAUAAUAGGCCUCAACUUAUUUGUGGCUCACUUCUUCAGUUCUUCCAGCAGUUCACUGGCAUCACUGCAGUCAUGUUUUAUGCCCCUGUCCUCUUUCUGACUAUGGGCUUUGGAGAUGAUGCGUCCCUAUUAUCAGCUGUUGUGGCUAAUACUGUUAAACCAAUAUGCACAGUGGUGGCAAUUUUACUUGUGGAUAGAGUUGGAAGAAGGAUAUUGCUUGUUGAAGCUGCCAUUCAAAUGCUCAUUUCUCAGUGUGCAAUUGGGGGAAUUCUUGCAUUGCACUUGAAAACCACAAAUACCGUGCCAAAACAUUAUUGUGUAAUUGUUAUCUGCUUCAUCUGUGUAUUCUUGGCUGGUUUUGCGUGGUCAUGGGGGCCUCUUGGCUGGUUAAUUCCUAGUGAAACCUUCCCACUGGAGAGUCGAAGUUCUGCUUUGUUCAUUACUGUUAGCAUGAACAUGUUCUUUACAUUCAUAAUUGGCCAAUCAUUUCUCACCAUGCUAUGCCAUAUGCGAUCUGGGAUUUUCUUCUUCUUCGCUUUCUGGCUGCUUGUUAUGGGCCUUUUUGCCAUUUUCCUGCUCCCUGAGACGAAAGGAAUCCCAAUUGAUGAAAUGAUUGAUAGAGUAUGGAAGAAGCAUUGGUUUUGGAAGAGGCACUUCAAGGAUUAUGAUGCUGGCAAGGGGGGGCAGGAACUCCAAGAUAAACCAAUGGAGAAGCCAAUUGAUUAAGAUGUUCUGUUCCCAGACUUUACUUCUGCUGAUUGUUAGUAAAAGAUCAAAUUGUAGAUGGCUUACAGUUUUUUUUUCUGUUUUCCUUCUCCAGGAUAAUAAGAAUGUUCUAUGGUUUUUAAUGGUUAUUGAAAGG
Messenger RNA from Hevea brasiliensis (rubber tree), 1805 nucleotides. RefSeq names its product sugar transport protein 8. The transcript has 4 exons. Bases 107 to 1669 code for a protein of 520 amino acids. Gene Ontology annotation, cellular component: membrane. The record is from RefSeq and is a predicted model, not a curated record. Gene Ontology annotation, biological process: monosaccharide transmembrane transport. Gene Ontology annotation, molecular function: monosaccharide transmembrane transporter activity. NCBI's taxonomy places the organism in Eukaryota, Viridiplantae, Streptophyta, Magnoliopsida, Malpighiales, Euphorbiaceae.